AUGGCGCAGUGGUCGAUUAACAUCGCUGUGGUCGCUGAGCCGUAUUUUGUCUGGCCUAAGAAGGACUGGGUGGCGGACCUUAACGGCUCAGUGGCCAUCAUCCCUUCGGCCGCCGCCGGUACCCCGACCCUUGAAGGUGUCAGGAGGGGUCAGGGGUGCGUAGCAGCACGGUUCGGGGAGUUCGUCGUUGUGGGGGUGUACUUCUCCCCGAACCGAUCUCUCGCCGAGCUCCACAACUCUCUUGCAGAGCUGAGAGCAGUCGUCGUCGGAAGCUAUCCCCUCCCCGUGCUUGUCCUCGGGGACUUCAAUGCCAAGAACUUGGCUUGGGGUUCUCGUCGUACAGAUGUGCGGGGUAGGAUGGUGGAAGACUGGGCUCUGGAGACGGGCCUGGUCGUCCUAAAUCGGGGUUCUGUCCCCACGUGUGUGCGGAUGCGGGGCGAGUCGGUGGUGGAGCGAGUCGUUCGCUAG
Molecule: messenger RNA, 468 nt
Organism: Parnassius mnemosyne (clouded apollo)
Lineage: Eukaryota; Metazoa; Arthropoda; Insecta; Lepidoptera; Papilionidae
Source: the annotation of a GenBank genome assembly